Annulohypoxylon maeteangense is the source of this 989-nucleotide messenger RNA. RefSeq lists its product as uncharacterized. The record is from RefSeq and is a predicted model, not a curated record. Bases 562 to 744 code for a protein of 60 amino acids. The transcript is spliced from 3 exons. Lineage: Eukaryota; Fungi; Ascomycota; Sordariomycetes; Xylariales; Hypoxylaceae.
GAAUUUCACCGGAACAAAACCUUACUGCUGGGAAGGCGAACCAGACGUUAGAGGACCCAUUCUACCUGCGCUAUAGCACGGGCCACAUAAUAGAAUGGCUCUUAUCACCUGGCACGCAUGGUAGGUGCUGAUAUCGAAGAAGGCACGUCUACCAGCCAGUCCACAGUCCAGUCCUGCCCAUUUUGCCCGUUCUGCCUGUCCCAAUCCAGGCUAGUUUCCUUUUCUUGAUUUCAACUUCGAUUUUUCGUUCAACAUCCUCUCCUGGCGUCCUGUCCUUUUCCUCAUCCGAUUCCCUAACACUCUCAAUUCGCGUUUAUCACCGCGAAGGCAUGCCUGGCCCAUAUUAUCCAUCUCGACCAGUACACAAUUUUUCGACUAGGCAACGCUUUGUACUAUUUAUUCCCUGAAGGCCUCUGUCCUCUAUUUCAUUCAUUUCACCACUCCUCCUUUCUGCAGAUCCCUUCUCCUGUCUAUUCCCUACCUUUCGUUUGCCUUGCCUGGCCUGGCAACCACACCUUCUCUUCUUUUCCCCCUUUACAUUCUAUCGUUUCUCCCAAUCUGAUGCCUCUAUCUACUUCACCUACAACUGCGCCUCUAUCGACACGCCUCAAGAUGGAGGACCGUAAGCGUCCUGCUAUCAGCACGGAUGACAUCGCUCCUCCUAGCAAGCGACAAGCCGUUAAUGGUGGAAGUAAAUCUAAGGACGACGGCGAUGCGAAGGAUGAAGCGUGGAUCGAGUACUGAUGCGCGGCUAUGCUGUCAUCAGCGUUCUAUCCCAACACUCUCCCAUGUUUUGUCGUGCCGCGAUUGACUACGCAGCCUGACUCGAACCACCUCGUUACUACGAUUAUCAAAAAGAUGCCAUCUACCGACAGAUGCUCGAGUACAAGCGAGAGAAGAACACUUUAGAAACACAACUGGACGAAGCUCAGAGGCUUGCCGUACAUCAUGACGAUCACAUACGAGUUGUCGACAACUGGUGGUUACAG